AUGGUACUCGAUUCACUGCAAUACUCGUGCUGUCACUGGGAUGUGGCAUGUAAACGCAUCAAGGCUACAUAUUUGUCGACUGAUGAAGGAAAGCUGAAUUUGACCAAGAUGGAGCGUAAAAUUCGUAAAACGAUUUUAAUGUCGCUCCAAGUUGAACUUGCAGUGCUUUACCGGACGGAGCCAACUGGAAGCACCAUACUGGCUGCUUUGACGAAACAUAACGCGAAUUGGAUGUUGACAGUUGCUGUUUUCCACAAAGUACAACGGCUUGAGGAAGAAUUACGAAGCAGAAAGUACCAUGUGAAUGAAAUACAUCGAGUUCACAGUUUGCCGGCAAAGAUUGACGAAUUCGCGUUGAUCGAAACGCAAAAUUGGUGUGGAAAUGCUCCGGCGAAAGACAUGGAAGAUUUGGAAGAGCAAAUUCGAACAACCAGGUCACGUCACACAGAAGACGAGUGUCUAUUGUGA
Messenger RNA from Peronospora belbahrii, 468 nucleotides. The record is from the annotation of a GenBank genome assembly. Lineage: Eukaryota; Oomycota; Peronosporomycetes; Peronosporales; Peronosporaceae.